AUAUUCUGCCUUGUGUCAAAACUCCAGGUCAGUCCCACAGCAGCACAGACUCAGGGCUGGAAAGCAAACAUGCUAACGGACAGACUUCUUGUACAGCUGAAUACUGUGAUCUGUGGGCUUCUGCUUCUCCUCUUCUUUGUGCAUGGCCAGGACCCGUCCAGACCUAUCAGGAACACAUACUCUGGACAGGUGCAGGGUAGCCUUGUCCACUUGGAGGGCAUCAACGUGGGAGUCCACACCUUCCUGGGAAUUCCCUUUGCCAAGCCACCUGUAGGACCUCUGCGGUUUGCACCACCCGAGCCUCCUGAACCAUGGAGUGGUGUGAGGGAUGGGACGUCUCAUCCAGCCAUGUGUCCACAGAAUGAUACUGUAAUGGGAGAAUUAGCUGAGACCCUGUUCAAAAGCUCCCCGCCUCUUCUUUCUAUGUCUGAAGACUGCCUCUACCUCAGCAUCUACUCACCUGCUCAUGCCUCUGAGGGCUCCAACCUGCCUGUGAUGGUAUGGAUCCAUGGUGGUGGACUGAUUAUUGGUAUGGCUUCCUUGUAUGAUGGAUCGAAGUUGGCAGCCCUUGAGGAUGUGGUGGUGGUUACUAUCCAGUAUCGUCUGGGUGUCCUGGGUUACUUCAGCACUGGAGACCAGCAUGCCAGAGGCAACUGGGGUUACCUGGAUCAAGUGGCUGCCCUACGCUGGGUCCAGCAGAAUAUCGCUCAUUUUGGAGGCAACCCUGACCGGGUCACCAUUUUUGGCGAGUCAGCAGGUGGCAUAAGUGUGUCUUCACAUGUUGUGUCCCCCAUGUCCCAAGGACUAUUCCAUGGAGCCAUCAUGGAGAGUGGGGUGGCCACAUUUCCUGGCUUCAUCUCUCACUCUGCUGAGGUCAUGAACACAGUGGUGGCCAACCUGUCAGGAUGUGAGCAGAUGGACUCAAAGGCCCUAGUGGGCUGCCUGAGAGGCAAGAGUCAAGAGGAGAUUCUGGCUAUCACCAAGGUUUUUAUGUUUAUGCCUGGUGUGGUGGAUGGGGAGUUCUUACCUAGGCAUCCUGAGGAGCUGUUGGCCUCUGCUGAUCUUCGACCUGUCCCUAGCAUCAUUGGUUUCAACAAUGAUGAGUAUAGCUGGGACAUCCCAAAGUACUUGAACAACAUUGAUACUGGGGGAAAAAUGGACAGAGAGACCAUACAGGCUGCUCUACAGAGAACACAAACACAAAUGAUGCUGCCUCCUGCCAUUGCUGACUUACUGGUAGAGGAGUACUUGGGAGAUACUGAAGAUCCUGAGACUGUCCGAGUACAGUUCCAGGAGAUGAUGAAGGACUUCAUGUUUGUGAUCCCUGCCUUGAAAGUAGCACGUGCUCAGAGUUCCCAUGCCUCCGUCUACCUCUAUGAGUUCCAGCAUCCGCCCAACCUCCUCAAAGAUGUCAGGCCACCCCAUGUGAAGGCUGACCAUGGUGAUGAGAUUUUCUUUGUCUUUGGAUCCUCUUUCUGGGGCAGCAAAUUUGAAUUCACUGAGGAGGAGGAGCUGCUGAGCAGAAGGAUAAUGAAGUACUGGGCCAACUUUGCACGUCACGGGAACCCCAACAGUGUGGACUUGCCCCACUGGCCUGUGUUCAACCAGGAUGAACAGUACCUGCAGCUGGACAUCCAGUCUGCUGUGGGCAAUGCUCUGAAGGCCAACAGGAUGCAGUUCUGGAUGAAGACACUGCCCCUGAAGAUCCAGGAGCUGAAGGAUGUUGAGAACAAGCACACGGAGCUGUAGCUUGUUAUAGCCAAUAGUGGAGUGUCCUGCAUGGAACUGGAGUCAAGUUAAGGUGACCCCACACUCAGAAAAGAAGGAUGACCCCAUAUUUCAUGUAUCCAUGCAUCCCUCUUCAUGUAUUUAUCCCACUAACACUCAUGCAUGUCACUUAUGCCAUGGGUAUGAGUCUGGGUCCUGUGUUGUUUCACAUAUGUAAUAAAUUCCUUCAUGACUGUG
Psammomys obesus (fat sand rat) is the source of this 1965-nucleotide messenger RNA. RefSeq names its product acylcarnitine hydrolase-like. Gene Ontology annotation, molecular function: carboxylic ester hydrolase activity. NCBI's taxonomy places the organism in Eukaryota, Metazoa, Chordata, Mammalia, Rodentia, Muridae. Gene Ontology annotation, cellular component: intracellular membrane-bounded organelle. The record is from RefSeq and is a predicted model, not a curated record. Bases 70 to 1749 code for a protein of 559 amino acids. The transcript has 12 exons.